Molecule: messenger RNA, 3024 nt
Organism: Lates calcarifer (barramundi perch)
Lineage: Eukaryota; Metazoa; Chordata; Actinopteri; Centropomidae
Product: Kv channel-interacting protein 1
Exons: 8
Coding region: 610-1257 (215 amino acids)
Biological process (GO): regulation of potassium ion transmembrane transport
Cellular component (GO): voltage-gated potassium channel complex
Molecular function (GO): calcium ion binding; potassium channel regulator activity; transmembrane transporter binding
Source: RefSeq, a predicted model, not a curated record
UAUUUCCCCACCAGACAGACAAAGAGACAGAGCGACUGAGACGAAUAGGAGGGGAAGAGGGAGCAGGGAGAAGCAGAGACAGAGAGAGGCAGAUACAUAAAGAGGCACAGAGGAAUUGAUGGAAUGACAGUCUGGUGGCAGGGGACACACUGAGAGAGAGAGAGAGAGAGAGAGAGAGGAAAAAGAGAGAAGAGGAGGGAGGGUGUGUGAGGUAGAGAGAGAGAUAGAGGGGAUGUAAAAUAGGCAGCUUCAGUGACAGCGUAGACAAAGGUAGCUUCAGAGUGCAUGUGCGCCCUCUAUUUCAUUCACACACACACACUCUCUCCCUCCCUCUCUCUUACACACAUCCUCUCUUUCUGUUUCUCACUCAUUCGCACAGACACACACAUACACACACACACACCUUCGAGCAGAAGCAGCAGAGCUGUGUGGGUGUGAAGCAGCAUGAGAAGUGAUAUCUGUACUUCCACACAUACAGCUGGCUGAUGGACUAACUUAAUUACAACAUACACACACCUAUUGCAUGCACACUCACUGGCACACCAUACUUAUAGGCAGACACACACACACACAUUUGCAAGCUCACACUGUCUGUGGCCAGAAGUCAACAUGGGUCUUGUGAUGGGAACCUUUUCCAUGCAAUCCAAGCAGGUGAACUACCACAAAGAUAAAGCCGACGAUGACCUGGAGAUGACCAUGGUGUGCCAUCGGCCAGAGGGCCUGGACCAGCUAGAAGCUCAAACCAACUUCAGCAAAAGAGAGCUCCAAGUUCUCUACAGGGGCUUCAAGAAUGAGUGUCCAAGUGGUGUUGUAAAUGAGGACACCUUCAAGCAAAUAUAUUCCCAGUUCUUCCCACAUGGAGAUGCCAGCACUUACGCACACUACCUGUUCAACGCGUUUGACUCAGCACACACCGGCUCCAUAAAGUUUGAGGACUUUGUGACAGCUCUGUCCAUCCUGCUGAGGGGCUCUGUCACCGAGAAGCUCCAGUGGACAUUUAACCUCUAUGAUAUCAACAGAGAUGGAUACAUCAACAAAGAGGAGAUGACAGACAUUGUCAGAGCCAUAUAUGACAUGAUGGGGAAGUACACCUACCCUGUCUUGAAAACCGACGCACCCAAACAGCAUGUGGAUGCUUUCUUUCAGAAAAUGGACAAAAACAGAGACGGUGUGGUCACUCUUGAUGAAUUCAUCCUGUCUUGUCAAGAGGAUGAAAACAUCAUGAGGUCUCUGCAGCUCUUUGAAAACGUCAUCUAGGCGGCAAAGGAGAGGGGGACAAGCGCAACAGAUGAAAGCACAGAGCGAGAGAGGAGAGAAGAACAAAAGGAAAGGGAGAGGAAGGAGGGAUGAACAUGCACGACAAAAAAGGAACAGUGCCAGCUUGCAGUUGAAAUGAAAAACAAAGAAGCUCGUCACUCUUGUGUGUGAUGGCUACCACAAAACUUCAUGGGAGGUGUCUUGCUGUAAUAAAUCCAUGGCGACAAACCAUCACUGGUUUAGGGAAAAAACAUCCUUCAGACUGAAACCCUUCAGUCCGUGACCAUUCAUCUCGUCUCCGUCUCCCUUGUUUGUUGCUGUCGUUACGGUUACUGUCAUGUUGGACAGUGUGUACUUCAUGCUGUUGUGUAAAUACAGAUUCUUUCACAUAGGGUGUAAAUUGAAUAUCAAGCAGGACUGGAAUCCCCUAAAAGUAGCUUAGCAGUGAUGCAUACCUGUGUGCAUUAGAGGCUUCGAUAAUAGCCAUUCUCAUCAUGCGUUUCUGUGUCGACACAACAAACGUGACGCAGUAUUGUGAAGCAUGCAAGACAGAGGCCUACGGCAUAGUUAACAUGUAUGUGCCAUAAGAAACUCGGUGGCGACAUAGUCAUCUUCUUCCAUUUUAAAGGAAGUCAGGUGUGGGUGUAGCAUCUCACACAGAGCCACGUCAUCUGCUUUCAGGCGUCUACGCUAUUCAGACACAGGCCUGUUAAGGUCUGCGCAGCUGAAUGUGACCUCAGCCAGCUUGCGUCCCGUGACAGCUUGCGACAGUCCCCCUCAACCAUCCACCCCACCCCCCCGUCACUCCUACUGUGUACGUUCCUCUGGUGUCAGUCAGUGUUUCAGUGUUGUAAAGACUCGACUGUAGAUAUUUAACUGUUGUAUUUGUGGCUUCUUCUCGCUGUCUGGAAUCAUUCCUGUGUGUGUUUGUGUGUUUUCUGCUUCUGACUAUCUGUCUGGUCUUUCUGUCAAAUUGGAUAUAACUGUAAUUAUUCUACCUGGAAUUCAUUGUUAAAUAAAGAGUCCACUUAGAGGUUUAUAGGCGUACAGAUACAGAUUGAUACAGGGGAAGUGCAUGCGAUGCGUUUAAGUGUGUGUGGUGUCCUGAUGUAAAGUUAUUUUUGGUUUUUGUUUUUGCCUGAAUAUUAAAGUGUCAUUUAUUCUAGCACGUAGCUUCAUCUUAUCUGUCCAGCUGAACCGACCGUGUUUCCGGCCGCAGAGGAGAGUCUUGUCGUCAAUUCUGUCUGUUGAAAAUGUCGACUCAGAGAGCGACCAACCUUUUCACUGUGAGGAGAGACAGAGGAGAGGGUGAGCCAGAGGGAGGGGCGAUGGAUAGGAAGGUACAGAGGAAGACCAAGAUGAGAGAGUAAGACAGAAGAUGAAGAGUAAAGACCUUUUCACUGAUUCUGAAGGAACGGAAGCCAUGUUUCGAAACAAGAGCCAUCGUUUUGAAGAUUGAACGGGACAAAAAUACAGAUUUAUAAACGAUUCCCUGUCGUGCCCACUCACUGUGCAACCAAUAGCGUAAUAACAACAAAAAAAUAAAAAAUCCAUUGCCGAGAUGUGUCGCAGGUCAUCUCAAAUGUACCCAGACAUACAUCCAGACAGACUGACAGACAGGAAGACAAACAGAUAGACAGGCGUACAGACACACAGACAGCUUAAAAAACUGUCAAAAUGAAAUAAUGUGUGUAUUGAAAUAUUGUAUAAAAUCAUUAUAUUUAUCAAUAAACUUUUCAAGAAACAAAAUGAAUCCAUGUCUCCUAU